AUGGAUACAUUGAGAAUAAAUCGUUAUAAAGAAAACAAAGCAUUGUUCGGGUGGCCGGAAAGAGAAUUGUCAGAUAACAGGGACGAAAUUGAUUUCCAAUCACCAGUAGCAACUGCCGUUACUCCAGAAGAUGAAGAAAGAAUUAAGUUGACAGAUAGAGAAAAAAGAUCAUCCAGAUAUGAAAAGUAUAUCAACACACCUAUGAAAGAAGCUGCUUCAAGUACAAACGAUGACGAUAUACAAUAUAUACAAACAGAUGCUUUAGACAGAGCCCUCCUAAACUAUAUCAGAGUUUCACUAAGAGUCCAUGGAGCGGCCUAUCAGGGAUCACCAUUCAGGGUAAUCCCUGCCUAUUCUGAGUUUCCAACUAUUCAUUCCCAAAGUGAAAAUAAAAGAAUUUUCCCUCCCAAUCCAUUUUCACCCUGCAAGAGAGCACAUAUCAAACCUGUGAACUACGGAGAAGAUUACGGUAAUUGUUAUCGAUCAGCCAGUGGUUUUGCGGAUAUCAAAAUGUGGUCUCCAUUUUAUUCUUGA
This is a messenger RNA of Hemisphaericaspora subhashii, 534 nucleotides long. RefSeq lists its product as uncharacterized. The record is from RefSeq and is a predicted model, not a curated record. The coding region runs from base 1 to 534 and encodes 177 amino acids. The transcript has a single exon. NCBI's taxonomy places the organism in Eukaryota, Fungi, Ascomycota, Pichiomycetes, Serinales, Debaryomycetaceae.